This is a messenger RNA of Salvia miltiorrhiza (redroot sage), 828 nucleotides long. Its product is annotated as protein FAR1-RELATED SEQUENCE 5-like. The record is from RefSeq and is a predicted model, not a curated record. Lineage: Eukaryota; Viridiplantae; Streptophyta; Magnoliopsida; Lamiales; Lamiaceae. The transcript has 2 exons. The coding region runs from base 1 to 828 and encodes 275 amino acids.
AUGACUGGAUUCAGUGUAAGGAGAGGGAACGAAGAAAAAUUUGGGCGGACAAAAUUAUUGCGUAUGAAGACAUUUGUAUGUAGUUGUCGCGGUUCGACACCUAGUAGUCACAUUGAUGGUCGUUUACCUAUAUAUAAGAAGCAAACAACUCGGUCCAACUGUCAAGCCCUUUUGAGGGUUGCUCGUGUUGAGGGAGGGCCGUGGAAGGUAACGACAUUUAAUAAAGAACACAACCACGAGUUACUUGCCAAGGAUGAAGCCUAUUUUCUUCGUUCUAGUCGUCACCUUUCGGAUUCUAAGAAGUCUAUGUUGGAGGCUUUGACUUCAGCCGGCAUACCAAUAAAUCGGGCUUGUCGUUUCAUGGAAAAUGAAUCUGGUGGCCUUGAAAACGCCGUAUUUAUUCGUAAAGAUGCUUACCAUCAUAUGGACAAUGUUAGAAGAAAGUCUAAGAUGACGGAUGGAGAUUCAAUGGCUCUCAUGCAGUACUUUGUUGACAAGUCGAACAAAGAGCCUUUUUUCUACUGGAAUAUGCAAAAGGAUGAUGAUGGUCGACUUAUGAAUUUAUUCUACCGUGAUUCUCGUAGUGGCCUUGAUUACGAGUAUUUUGGUGAUGUGCUAUCCGUUGACACAACCUACAAGACGAACAAAUAUGAUCUUAUUUGUGCUCCCUUUGUAGGUAUUAAUCAUCACUUGAAGAAUUGUAUGUUUGGGUUGGCUUUCCUUUCUAAUGAGACAACGGAGACAUUUGAAUGGUUGUUUUCAACCUUUCUCGAGUCGAUGAAUGGAAAGCAACCGGCGUUAUAUUCUCCGAUCAAUGUCAAGCUUUGA